This is a messenger RNA of Psammomys obesus (fat sand rat), 1386 nucleotides long. Its product is annotated as melanoma antigen preferentially expressed in tumors-like. Gene Ontology annotation, cellular component: cytoplasm. NCBI's taxonomy places the organism in Eukaryota, Metazoa, Chordata, Mammalia, Rodentia, Muridae. Bases 1 to 1386 code for a protein of 461 amino acids. The transcript has 3 exons. The record is from RefSeq and is a predicted model, not a curated record.
AUGGAUGCAGCGGUCCCGAAUAAACUGUUGGAUCUUGCUGUGCAGAGUCUACUGAGCAAUGAGUCUGCAGCAAUCCAAGCUCUGGAGGACAUUCCAAGAGAGCUUUUUGUUCCGCUGUUCAUUGCUGCCUUCAAGGGUGGGCAUAGGAGUAUAUUGAGUGCAAUGGUAAAAGUUUGGCCCUUUUACUGUCUCCAUAUUGGAUCACUAAGUAUUCAGGAGGCUCACCAUGAACUCCUGAAAGCCAUGAUUGAGAAUCUUCCAGUAUGUCCUGCACAGAACUCCUCUCCUAGGAGACCUAAAUUGAGAAUCCUAGAUUUGAGACAAGUCACCUACUCUAGAAUCACAUGCCCUGAAAUCAGCUCCAAAUCACCUUUAUGUUUUCAUUCUUGUGCUUAUUCUGACCACUCUAUCACUAAAAUAGAAGGACAUCUUCCAUUAGGAAAUUCAGGGCUUGAGACUCACUCACCCAGACCUGUGGAAUUACUAGUGGAUCUUUCCCUCGAUGGGUGCUUAAUGGAAAAGGAAUUUUUGGAUUUGCUUGUGGGUAAAGUUGAAGAGAGUUCAGGGUCUUUGCAUGUGUGCUGUCGAGAUCUGCAAGUUAAUAAACUCUGUAACUACAAACGUACCCUGAAAUUUCUUGAUCUCAAUUGUUUUGAUCGGUUGUCAGUUGGUAAGGCUUCACUGAGCUAUAUCAACAGUAUCCUGUCUCAGAUGACCCACCUACAAAGCCUUAGUCUGUUUAAAGUCUCUUUUAGAUCUCUGAAUGGGAAAGUCUUUAAAAUUUUCCUCAGUCACUUACAGCGUAUGGAAAACCUCAAGGAACUCAACUUGGCUUCAUUCUACCUUAAAAAUCAUCUGGAAAAAGUGCUCAGAUUCAUACCACCUGGCUUGGAUUCCUUGUAUCUGCCAUUCUGUAAUCUCUCGUCCAGAGACUACCAAUUUCUGUCUCAGCGUCCUCAAGCCACCCACCUAAAGCUCUUGAAUAUUAGUAACAACACAAUGUAUUGGAAUGAUUUGGAGGUCAUUUGCACUCUUCUGGUAAAUCUCUCUGGUACUCUUCAGAUUCUAGAGCUAAAUAAUUGCCAUAUAAGUGAAUCUGCAAUCUCUGUUCUUAUCCCUGCCCUAAUCAGAUGCACCCAUCUCUGUGUUCUGGGCUUUGCUUCUAACCCCAUCACAAUACCUAUCCUUAUGAAUAUCGUGAAUAAUUUAACACCUUUGAUGGAGCUAAAAUAUGUGAUUUAUCCUAUCCCAGUACAUUGCUUUGAUGAAUGGCAUUUUCAGUACAGUUUAGACAGAAGGAAGCUUGCCAUUGUACAACUACAACUGAAGACAAUGCUAGAGCUUGCGCAGUGCAAUGACAUGAACAGGAUCACUUACACUGAGUAA